Messenger RNA from Ornithodoros turicata, 2321 nucleotides. RefSeq names its product endothelin-converting enzyme 1-like. Gene Ontology annotation, biological process: protein processing. Bases 99 to 2276 code for a protein of 725 amino acids. The record is from RefSeq and is a predicted model, not a curated record. The transcript has 4 exons. Gene Ontology annotation, molecular function: metalloendopeptidase activity. NCBI's taxonomy places the organism in Eukaryota, Metazoa, Arthropoda, Arachnida, Ixodida, Argasidae. Gene Ontology annotation, cellular component: plasma membrane.
AUUGUGUUUGACCCGCACAGGCCUGUUUUAUUCCUUCGUCUGCGUUCAAGCGAAAGGGUAUUGGAUUGUUCUCUUCUGCUCACCAGGCAAAUGUGACUAUGGCAUCACGGGCCACAUCUUUCGAGCAGGUUCACUCCACUCGUUCUCGCACCAGAGACCGGAAGACUGAGACGUCAAACUUCGAAGUCAACACACACACUACUGGAGGAACUUCGGAGGUGGGCGCACUUUCGUCGACAAAUCCGCAAGAAGACCUAUCGGAAGCCCGCAACUCGGGAAUUCUGAAAGACCUGUCAUCCCAUCUACUGGAACGUCCUCAAACCAGUAGCACUGGUGCUGGUUCUGGGAACCGCGAGUGUAACUACACCCCUAUCUUCCUCACAGUAGUCGUCUUCCUCUUAAUCAUCAGUUCAAUAUACCUGGCUUAUAAGAACCGUAGCCAUGAAGAGCCCACACUCUGUAAGACGACUGCGUGCUACUUGUACAGAGACAUGCUCCAAGACUCAAUGAAUUUUGAGGUUAAUCCUUGCAACAAUUUCUAUGAGUACGUCUGCAGCAGGUGGGACAAGUACCAUAACGUCCCGACGUAUAGGCAACACUUAAACCAGUUCUUCAGGGCUCUUUUUAAAACGCUCGAAGUGAAAGUAGCUUCUCAGCAUCAAAAUGCUGUAGAUAAAGCAAUUAGCUUCUUUCAGUCGUGUAGAAAAGCUGCAUUUGCACGGGGUCGCAAGAGUGGAGAGUAUGAGACACUAAAGAAAAUCUGGGUCAAAUGCGAGAUCCUGUGGCCAAGAGCGAACCAGCGCCCCAAUAUUUUGAAGACACUCAUUUGCAUAUUCGAGAGCUUCUACCUGAGCAACGUUUUCGGCAUCGAGAAACGGCACGACACGUCGCUACCGUAUGUGUAUCCAGGUAGCGAGAUCGCAGCUUUCGACCACUACACUCAGGCGAUCAAGAAGGUGAAAAGAUACCAAGAAUAUUACGAGAAAUUGACAGAUGUGAUGAGAACACCUGGCACAAAAACAGCCGAGAUUCAAACAUACGAAGACUUUCUCCACGUGGAAGAUGUUGUCCAUCGCCACCUCUUGAAAGACGAGUUUUAUGAGGUUAAAUAUGCACGCAUAAAUUCCAGUGAACUCACUGAAUUGGUGCCUAACGUACCUCAGGCAGAGUGGGAAGAAGCGUUCAGAUCUGAAUACCAACUUGAAAAACCCCUCGUGGACGUUCUCAACACAGAAUACAUGAGGGCAUUUAACGAUGUACUCAGUCAAAUUGGCGCUGUUGAACUUCAUCGUUAUAUUGGUUGGAUAAAUGUUCAGCAGUUGGCCCCGUAUAUAAAUCGGGAAACUCUUUCGAUUUUCCUGGGAAAACGAGACCUGACUGUGGCUGACUUACAGCUGUGUUUGUCCCGCACUGAAUCUUUCAUGGGCUGGGCAAUCUUCGCGCGAUACGCAAUUGAUUAUAUGGAUAACAGCACCCGUGAAGACAUGCAUCACAUCAUUGGUGCCAUCGCAAGUAUUCUGUCUAAGAAAGUGUCUGCGACUUCCUGGCAGCUAGACCGUGCCCCAGAUGCUGAUCAAAAUGUUCAGCGAAGCUUGAAUGGGCUCCUGCUUUACGCUGACAGGUUCGCUCAGCCGGAAGACAUGGAUGUGAUACUUUCCAAAAUAAGCGACAUGGGUGGCCACGUGUUGCUGAACUGGAUGAAGGCAUCUAAGGGAUUCACCCAAAUAGACCCUUAUCUUUUCUUUUCAAUCAUUACUUUUUUUCAGCGACAGAUGGAAAUAGGAUAUUACAGUUUCUGGAAUAGCAUCCAGACGGCGUUCUUCAUGCCGCCUUACGUAGCGAUGCUACCGGUCUACAACAGGGACAUCAACGACGCGGUCAAGUACGGCGCUCUAGGAACUUUGAUAGCAGACGCUGCAACGGAGCUCCUGUACCGCAAUUAUCCGUCCAUACGACUCAAAGAAUGGCCGUGUUUAAGUGGCUCUUUAGACGGCGGUGUGUAUGACAGAGAUGUCGUCACUUCUGCACUGUCCUUGCACAUUGCCGUGGAAGCAUUCCAAACUGCCCCUUCAUCCAAACGUCGUCUGCUACCAGAAUUACCGGACACUCAACUCUUCUUCGUGGCUGCCUGUUUUCUAAUGUGUGGAGGUAGCGAUGCGAAACGGUUUGUACGCAAGUGCAAUGAACCACUGAAGCACAGCUUGGCGUUCUCGACAGCGUUUCUGUGUCCCGAACAUUCCCCAAUGAACGCUAAAGAGAAAUGUGCCUUCUUUUAAUACAUGAAUUAGUAAACCGCGGACUGGUGCUACGCGGAUAAUUUU